Messenger RNA from Cryptotermes secundus, 2243 nucleotides. RefSeq lists its product as uncharacterized. Gene Ontology annotation, molecular function: ubiquitin binding; kinase binding; molecular adaptor activity. The transcript has 10 exons. Lineage: Eukaryota; Metazoa; Arthropoda; Insecta; Blattodea; Kalotermitidae. Gene Ontology annotation, cellular component: cytoplasm. The coding region runs from base 42 to 1733 and encodes 563 amino acids. The record is from RefSeq and is a predicted model, not a curated record. Gene Ontology annotation, biological process: cell migration; negative regulation of organ growth; regulation of hippo signaling.
UCUGACGUCUUUGACCGUCUCUUGAGUGAAAGCACUUACAAAUGGCAGAAAAUCGUGAUAGUGGGGCUCUUCCACCAGGCUGGGAUCGGAAGUAUGAUCACCGGACAGGGAGAUACUACUACAUCAACUAUUUUAAUAAAACAACAACAUGGGAAGAUCCAAGGCUUCGAUAUCGUCAGCUGGCACAGCCCACUCCACAGCAAGUUCCAUCCUCUGUUCCAGAAUCCAUUCCCAUGCAGCACGGAUCUCCAGAUUCCAGAGGUUACCAUGUGUACCCUUCAAAUUCUUCCCAGUACCCACCACAACCAGCUUUCCAAAGUCCAGCCCCAUAUAGCCAUCCAUCAGUGUACUUUCAGGAUCUGACAAAUGUUCGACCAAGUCCCAUACCUGGUAGAGCAGUAGGACCUGUCAAUCCAUAUGCUUCUCCAGCACGCACCGUGGAGACUACUAUGACCACUGACACAGAGCAGUCUGUUGCGAAGAUUAGCGCCGUGUUUCCUACUGUGUCUGAUACCCAUAUUAGGGCACUGCUAAUGAAGUAUCAUAAUCGUGAAGCGGUGGUUAUGAGCGCGCUGCAGGUGGAGAAGCAUCCCAUUAGCACUCCUGGGCCAUAUGCCACACCACCUCUCCAAGGCAGGCAUUUUCAUGCACCUGGUGGAGGAUUUUCUGCUUUGCAGAUGACUCCUCCCCUUGGGAUACGUGAUAGUCCACAGGCUGGCUCCCCCAUACCACGCCCUGGUUCAGGUGCCAGUGGAAGCUAUAUUGGCACACCAAGAAUUGGGGAUGUAUAUCGGCGACCCCAUUCUUCCCCCAAGAUGAAACUGAGAUAUCUGAAGAGUGUGUUUCCUAAGGUGGAAGAAACCCUACUUUUGGAUAUUCUCUCAAAUUCUGACAAUAAUGUCCAGAAAGCAACAGAAAAGUUAAUUGCUAUGGGGUUUGAGAAGCGGGAUACUCCUCCUCCAAGACUUACAACACGAAAGAAUGAAGAACAGCAGAAAGUGAUGCAGGAACAUCGGCCAGCAUUGCCAACUCCACCUCCUCGUAUGAAGAGUCUUGAAGAGAAGCAGAAGAUGAAAGCAAGGCUACAAGAGAAAUACCAAGACAUUCCAGAGCGUGUGAUAACCAUAGCAUUAGAGAGUGUUGAUUUUAAUGAGGAACGAGCAUGCCAGAUAUUGAAUAUAAUGGUACAAGAGGAAGAAAAGAAUAAAGCAAGUGAACCAGCAUCUGUAAGAGAAAGCCAGCCAGAUGAAGCCCAUCCAACUCCACAGCCAACUGUAGAGCUUGAUGCAGUUCAGGGGCCAUCACCAGUACACAGACCAACAACCAGGAAGGCUCCUGAAAAAGCAGAUAAAGGCCAACACCGAAGACCAAAAGGAAAGAAGGACAUUCCCAAAGUUUCUCGUGGUACAAGUACUACUGAAGACAAGGAGUACAAAUCACCAUAUCUGAUGAAGGUCUGUGGGCCAAACAGAGAUCUGUAUAAGGGACCAAAUGAUGAGCUGUUACUGGCUGAUUAUGUUACUUGGAAUGGACCAAAUAUUGAUCUCUUGGGAAAUGGAGGGAGAAGCUCAUUAGCAAAAGGACCCAAUAAAUCACUGCUCCAAGGAGAACGCUCAUACAUAGCAAAGGGCCCCAACAGUGAGUUGAGGAAAGGGCCAAUGAGAGGAUUGGCAAAGGGAAGCAUCUAUUCUCAAUUGACUGCCAGUAAUGGUAGUGAAUCACGUGGAAAAUAGCAUCAUGUUUGCUGUCUUGUAUAAGGACGAUGCAUGGUAAAUAAAUAUCAUCAUCCUUAAAAUUACUUUGGUAACUUCUAUACAUAGAUUUCAGAGCAAAAAAAUUAUUCUACAGUAAUCUUUCCCAGUACAUGGCUCAACACAGCUUUUUUCCUCUCUCUGGUAAAAUAAGCAAAUAUUAGCACUUAUGAAGUGUGUGUAGUGUGUAUUAAUUGUAGGAAUCCAAAACCAAAGGGACUUAAGCAUUUUAAAAUUGUCAUUAAUAUGAAGAGACAUGGGCAGAGCUCACUGCUGGUAAUCCUCUUUGGAGAUUAUGUAUUGUUGUUUCUACUGCUCACCCUGCUACUGCCACAAGUAUAAUAGACAGUAUCAGAUUUGAAAUGUUACACACCUGAAGGUAUAGAAUGAAUCUACAUAUUAUACAGGUCACUGAAGUUUAUGCCUCAGUUUGACUCUGCAUAUUUUUUUAUAUUGUAGAUUUUGGUUUUCUCAAUAUAAUGAUUGAGUGAA